AUGGUAUCCGCUCAAGAGGUUGCGAUUGUCACUGGAGCCGGAGGCGGGCUCGGCCAGGCCAUCGCUCGAAAGCUGGCAUGCCGAGGCAUUAAGAUUCUCACCGCCAAUGUGCAGGAGGAGCGAGGCAAAGAAACGGUAGAAUGCAUCCAACAAAACUUUGGCGUUGAAUCCAUUUUCUGCAAAACCGAUGUCACCAAAGAAGAAGAUGUCAACCGAAUGCUGCAAACGACUGUUGAGCGCUGGGGCCAGAGCUGGAAGGCGUCGCCCAACGAGGGGCCAUCGUCAACAUCGCGUCUUUUUACGGGCACGUCGCAACAGGGAUGCCAUCUUAUACAGCAUUGA
Molecule: messenger RNA, 342 nt
Organism: Ilyonectria robusta
Lineage: Eukaryota; Fungi; Ascomycota; Sordariomycetes; Hypocreales; Nectriaceae
Exons: 1
Coding region: 1-342 (113 amino acids)
Source: RefSeq, a predicted model, not a curated record